Molecule: messenger RNA, 5489 nt
Organism: Priapulus caudatus
Lineage: Eukaryota; Metazoa; Priapulida; Priapulimorpha; Priapulimorphida; Priapulidae
Product: G-protein coupled receptor GRL101-like
Exons: 19
Coding region: 1-3573 (1190 amino acids)
Biological process (GO): G protein-coupled receptor signaling pathway
Cellular component (GO): membrane
Molecular function (GO): protein binding; G protein-coupled receptor activity
Source: RefSeq, a predicted model, not a curated record
AUGAACAGCAGUGUGGUAGGCGGAGACAUUGUACUCGGAAGCAAAUGCCCUCCUGACAGUUUCACGUGUCAGAAUGGUGAUUGCACGUCACUUUCCCGCUACUGUGAUUUUGUGGAAGAUUGCCAAGAUGGUUCAGAUGAAGUCAACUGUGUGCACAGAAAUUGUUCAGAAUCCGAAUUCAACUGCAACAACGGACAGUGUGUCCCGCGGGAUAAAGUCUGCGACCUCACCCCGGACUGUAGCGAUGGCAGUGACGAGGAGGGAUGCGCCGGACGAUGCAAGCCACAGGAAACAUUCCAAUGCUUCGAUAGCACGUGCAUACCGGCACAUGCAUUUUGUGAUGGAUACGUUGACUGCGCCGGAGAGUAUGCAGAAGAUGAGCCCGAGAAUUGUGAAUCAAUAACGACGGACGUGUUGGCUAUAAAAGAGCGCAAGCAGCUGUGCGAUGCCGGCUAUCUCUCAUGCAGCGACGUUUACAACUCGCGGAAGCACGUCCCGUCCGGAACGUACACGAUCGACAUCGACGGAUCGGCCGGCGACGUCGAUCCGUUUCCGGUCAACUGCGACUUCCAGCGACAGGACGACGACAGCGUGACGGCGUGGACGUUGAUUCAUCACGAUAGCGAGGAGCGAACGUACGUGCGCUCGCACGUCAUCGGCCCCGGCGGCCAUCGCAGAAACGUCUCCUACGUCGGCAUCACGGCCAUCCAGCUGGAGGCGCUGAUAGCCGACGCCGACAGCUGUCGUCAGUUCGUGCGCUGGGAGUGCGAGGGCGCUGCGUUCGGCUUCGACGACAGAGCCGUCUCGUGGUGGAUAUCGCGCGAUCUGCAGCCGCAGUAUUACUGGGGCGGCGCCACCCGCAAUCACACGUGCGGCUGCUAUCCGAACUGCACGCAGCCCGAGUUGGCGUGCAACUGCGACGUCAAUCAACGAUUCCUCUGGCAAGAGGACUCGGGUUAUCUUACCGACAAGACGAAACUUCCCGUCAUGCAGCUAUGGCUUGGCGGUACAUCAGGCACGGGGGAGGCUGGGUACAUUACGCUUGGUCCGCUUGAAUGCACGAGCGCACUAGCCGAGUCUCAUCGUAAGGACUGUCUAACCUCGAUAAACUGGCUGCAAUGCCACAACGGGCAUUAUGUCAACGAUGCGCUUGCUUGCCUGGAUGGCUAUGACGAGGACGGGUUUCAGACAGGAUGCAGAGACGUGUCACACUUGCGGAACUGCGAAUAUUUUCAAUGCCCGGAUAACUACGUUAAAUGUCCGGGAAGUUACUGCGUACCAAUGCACACUGUGUGCGACGGUCAGUGGGACUGCCCGGGAGGUCACGACGAGGUCAACUGUGAAACAUUCAGCUGUCCUGGCAUGUACAAAUGUCACCAGCAGCAGUACUGCAUCCCUGCCGCUCAGCUCUGUGACGGCAGGCGACAGUGUGAGAUGGGCGACGACGAAUACCUUUGCGAUAUACAGUGUCCGCUCCCAUGCAGAUGCUCAGCUUUGUCUAUAUUCUGCUCCUAUAGUAAUCUGACUGAACUUCCAGAUAAGAUUCCAUUCCAAAUUCGGAAGCUGGAUAUCAGCCACAACCUCAUCGAUCUUGACAGCAUUGAAUUCGGAAAUUGGCUAUAUCUUAGUGAACUGAACAUUUCUUUUAAUUCGAUUCACAACGUACCGUCAUCGCGGUUUCAAAUGCUCCACAAUCUCUAUCUUCUGGAUCUUCGAUAUAAUAAUAUCCAACACAUAGAGGAAAAUGCCUUUGCUGGUCUCCAGAAUUUGAGAUAUCUACUAUUGACGGGAAAUUUCAACUUGAGCGACAUAGAUUCGAAUGCGUUUGAAGGAUUGGGUCUUUUGAAUGAGCUCGUACUGGUCGGGCACUCCUUGUCUACGUUGAAAAGCGGCACCUUUCUUGGGCUGGAGCAGCUCAAACAUUUGAACCUCUCAGGUAACAAGCUCACGGAAGUUCAUGACGGUGCUUUCGAUGGCCUUACUCAACUACAACUGCUAGACGUCAGGGGAAACGAUAUAAAUGUUUUCUCCGAAGCAAUGUUCACUGGAUUGGAGAACCUUGAAUAUCUGUACAGCGACUCGUUCAAGUUCUGCUGCCUGGCGAAGGGCCUCGUGAGCUUCGACAACUGUCUGCCGCAAGCCGACGCCUUCUCGUCGUGCGAGGACCUGAUGAGCAACUACACGCUGCGCAUCUCCAUCUGGGUGCUCGGCACCAUCGCCUUCGCCUGCAAUCUGUUCGUCAUCAUCUGGCGGCUGAAGACGAAGGACGCGAACCGCAUCAGUUCGGGACUCGUGCUGAGUCUCGGCUGCGCCGACCUCCUCAUGGGAGUCUACUUACUGAUCAUCGCCGGCGUCGAUAUGCACUACAGAGGACGUUACAUCGCCUACGCCGAGUCGUGGCGCAACAGCACGCUGUGCAAGUUCGCUGGGUUUCUGUCGACGCUGUCCAGCGAGGUUGCCGUCUUAACGUUGACCCUCAUCACGAUCGACCGACUGAUAUGCUUAGCGUUUCAGUUUCGCGUGCGACGCUUCACCGUUAAGCAGAUGUACAUCAUGCUCGGUACGGCGUGGAUGGCCGCGACAGUGUUAUCUUGCAUUCCGUUUCUCAUCGACAGCUACUUUCACGGACAGUUCUAUUCGAAAUCGGGCACGUGCCUUGCCUUACCCCUGACGGCAGAAGUGCAUCCGGGAUGGGAGUAUUCCGUGGCGCUGUUUUUGUGCCUGAACUUUAUCGCAUUCGUAGUGAUUAUCGUGUCGUACGUGUACAUGUACGUGACAAUCACGAAGACUACGCGCGCCGUGCAGCGAAUUUCGUCGCAGAAGUCGAAAGAGUUGUCCGUUGGUCGGCAGAUGGCACUGCUAGUGCUGUCGAACUUUUGCUGCUGGGCGCCCAUCAUCAUCAUGGGGUUAUUGGCGCUAGGCGGAGCUGUCGUCAUUCCAGGUGCCGUGUAUGCCUGGACAGCGGUGUUCAUACUGCCUUUCAAUGCAGCUACUGAUCCUAUUUUAUACACGAUAUCGUCUCUGGAUCUGCGUACCGUGCGCUAUGGGCUUUCCUGGAAGAAUUCUAACAACAAAUCUCGAUACCACAGUAAUGCUGCCAACGGUGCAUCUGUGUACGAUCGACAAAGUAAGAUUAACAACUAUUCUGUCCCAGUCAAUGACGGUGGCGACCUCGCAAAAUCCUUGCGAAAAAAGCCCACUUUCAACCACAAGGCGCCACAUGGCUACAUAUCACUGACGCAGUUCCUCAAGGAAAGCCGGCCAAUCAGGAUCGAUGAUGUGCGUUACAUCACCAAGGUCAUCUGUGAGACACUCAACCAAGUGCACAAGUCCGGCUACGCUCUCGGUCACUUCGAGUCCGAAACGAUCUUCAUCAGUAGAAAUGUGGCGGAUCAGAUUCACGUGUACGUGCCGGAUCUAAACGCUUACAAGACGGGCGUCUACCCGACCCAGAAGCACAGCGACGACACGGCGCAGGACAUGGAAGACCUUGCAAACAUCGUCAAGCGCAUGCUGAGAGCAUACAAACUGCAAAGUCGCUACAACUCCGAGUGCAAUGUCUCGCACGUGUAGUGAAACCACCAUUGGUCGGUCGGCUCGUGAGGAUUCACCCAGAUGUAUGCAGAUUCUGGUUAUCUGUGCUCGAAAUAGUAUGAUGAUACUAGAAUUUCGAAAUUAAAAUUUAACAGGAUUUGCCCGUGCACUUGCAAAUCAAUCGAAAUUGCAAAAGAUUCGCGAUUUAUCGUAAAAGCCUUUGAAGUAUGCGGCAAUUUUUCACACGACUUCUAGUGGGUAAUUAAUGUAAGAAACUAGUUAUAAGGCAUGUACGUUUUGAUUAUAUGUUUAUGUAAGUCAUUCGAAUUACAGUAUUUGUUAUAUAUAUAUAUAUGAUAACAAUAAAUUAUGUCUCCUAAUUAAUCAAGAAAAUGCGUAAUAAGGGCGACUGUUCAACCAUAAACCACGAAAAUAUAUUAAUAUGACAGUGAAUUAGUUCCAAUUACUUGCAACUACGUGCAACAGGAAAUCCGAAAGCGAUAUAAUCUAUUUCAUACAAUCAGCAUGCAAUGUGAUCGCCGUGUGUAACGAUAUAGCACCGUCAGUCCAACGUCUCAUAUGUAUGAACUAGUUUUAAAACUGUUAGUUGCCGUGUUUGUACAGGACUUGUCCACGUUCUAUUUACUACACUGCCUUGACUUGUGAAUUCCAUAAUUAUAGACACUCAUCUUAACCGCAGACGAUGCCACGUACAGUGAACGGGGAAUCAGCGCAAAACAUAGAAUGUUUUAACAUCACUCAUGAGGUGUAUUUAUUAUCAUGUCGUCUACGUGAGUGUUGCGUACUCAAUUUGUGUUGCGUUUUAGGAAUAAUAUAAUUGCAUUAUAUCGGUCAAACCUAUCACUGUCUGUGCGCAAUUAGCGUUAAAAUGUGUUAUACGUUUUGAGAUGAUGAUCAGCGAAUAGCGUUCAUUACAAAUAAGGAUAUCCGAUAAUGUAAUCACGAUAUGAGUAGAAUUUUGUUAAUUAUAUGCACAAUUACGGAGAACUAAUUGGAGCCCUCAAAAUGUCAAUUAUUGUUGCUUAAAAAGAACAUGUUAACAAUAAAGGUACCGGCGGCGCUGCGCUUAUUUUUGAUUGAGAUUACAGUUUCAAAAGAAAUCAUUUUCAGGGAUAACCGUCAGGUUUCGGGUAUUCGCUGCUAUUAUAAAGUAUACCUAUUAAAUAUACGCGUCCCUUCGUGUUAUUACGAUAUUUUGUAAUAACCGUUCCACUAGAAUUAUCACUCCAACCGGUGGCCUAGAAUGUAAAAUAUAGUGUGAUAAUACCGUGAGCAUUUCCAUAGCAGGUUAUAUAACAGCUCGUGUACUGUGAAUGCUCUUGCAAGGUAGUUAUUUCACCACUAUUUAAUAAGACGCAUCGACCUGCAUUUCUUGCUAACGAGGGUAAGACAAGUGGAAGCUGUUAGAGCUAUCUCAUUUAAUGGCGAUGUAUUCUAAUGGCAUAUAUAUGUCUUGGGAUUUCAGAUGUGUAAUUCCCCCUAAAUGUGAAUCCCCUGUGUGCGUUAAACGAUGACGUCAGCACAUUUAUUGUGUCAGAACGUUAUGUGACCACGAUUUGCUGUAUAUUGUUUUUUAUAUUUACUAUGACAUUUUUAUUGGCAUGUUACGGCUGUACGCUUAUAGACAACAAAUCCUUUAUUCCCUACGAUGCAGCAAUAAAUUAUUAGUUAUUUAAAUAAACUAAAAUAACAGGCGUGAGUUUAAUCGGAUUAAAUCGAUCACUGACACUGUUUUUCAGCUACUCUACCAUGAUUAAUUAGAUUGACUAUAUUAUGCUAAGAUUAACAGUUGUAGGAACCUGUAUGAGUGUGUGAUAAAUACUGCUACACACUUAAGCACCCUCAGUCAUGUGCUCUGUUAAUUAUUCUCGUUUGCGAGAUGAGAAUCCUUGUGUUUUUGCGUUUGUGAGAUUCAAUACAGCAAUCAAUCCAAA